Messenger RNA from Bactrocera dorsalis (oriental fruit fly), 1436 nucleotides. RefSeq lists its product as uncharacterized. The record is from RefSeq and is a predicted model, not a curated record. The coding region runs from base 281 to 1066 and encodes 261 amino acids. Lineage: Eukaryota; Metazoa; Arthropoda; Insecta; Diptera; Tephritidae. The transcript is spliced from 2 exons.
CAAGACCGUCUGCAGACGGUCUUUACAUUAUCUGAAUUUAAGUUCAAACAGCAUAGGUGUCGUGUGAUAUUGGUCUCUAGUUCUUUGGUUUUUAACUGAAUACACACAAAUAUUAAGCAGAAAAUGAUUUCAACGCUGUAGUUUAAAAGUUUGGUGAAUUCAAGUGACACCGAAAGUGAAAAGUGGCAUCUUAAUUUUCGUGAAAACUUAUCCCAUUACAAAAAUUAAAAAAAGUGGUUUCCGGUGGUCAAAUCGAGUUGGGAAUUUUUAGAAAUCUGCGAUGACAGAUGAAGAAAUCGAGCAAUUGAUGAACUCAACUCUUUUGUCUGAUGAAGAAUCUGAGUACGAAGACGAUGACAACAGUAUAGUUGACCCAGACUAUGUUGUUGAUCAGAUAUCACCUGAGGAAGACCAAAUCAUAGACGACGUUUUAUGUGAAAUGAACAACAGCGUUGUAGACAACGAAGUUGGGUUGUCGUUGAAUUUUAGCACACUUAGUGGUGUCUCAUCAGAAGCAGUAGAACGGAUUCCGUAUACAUCCAUAACUAGUACAGAUGCAGAGGCUGCAACCACUACCAAAAAAGCGAAUAAGCCCCGGAGGAGGCCACAUUCGCCGCUACCGACAACCGAAUCGACUGGCCCACAAGUAAUACCAUCAUCAGGCGGAUUUACAGGCUCAAGCGUGGAUGCCAUUGACAAGAGUUCGAUUGAGUUCUCAAAUAUCUUAUGGCGACAAAGAUCUAUGAAAAUGCAUGUGAAUGAAAUUGCGUUCCGUGGAGAUUCUGGGUUACCUUAUGCCGUCAGAAAGCUUAAGAACCCAAUUGAGUUUUUAAAUUAUUUUUUGACUGAUGAACUCAUAGUCGUAAUUGUUGAAGAAACCAACCGAGCAGCGUGGUCAAUAGACAUAAAUACCCAGUUUAUAACUAAUUCUUCACAGAUUCGAAAAUAUCUCGGCGUUUUGAUGUUUAUGUCUAUUUUUCGCUAUCCAAAUAUAGACGCGCACUGGAGUGAAUUUGGAUUUAGACAUUUACCAAAUGCUUUGCCUUGGAAGAAAUUUUUCCAAUAAAUGGGGUAUAAAGCUUUUCGUGUUGUGCGACAGCAAUGGAUAAGCAUACCAGUUUGAGGUAUAUAAUGGUUGUGGUGAUAACACUAUUUUACCAGGCACACCAGAUCUUGGAGCCACCAGCAAUUUCGUUAUUCGGCUAUCGCAAACAAUUCCUGAUUUCGUGAAUCAUAUUCUAUACUUUGACAAUUUUUACUCAUCACUGCCCCUAAUGGUUUAUUUACGAGCUCGUGAUAUAUUUGCUUUAGGUACCAUUCGAGCCAACAGAAUAUCAAACUGUAAGCUACCAUCCGAUUCAGAUACUGAGCUGAGAAAAGUGGAUAGAGGUUUCGCAGUUGAGUUUUCUGCUAUUGCGUAUGGAGUUGACUUGACU